Fusarium odoratissimum NRRL 54006 is the source of this 237-nucleotide messenger RNA. RefSeq lists its product as uncharacterized. NCBI's taxonomy places the organism in Eukaryota, Fungi, Ascomycota, Sordariomycetes, Hypocreales, Nectriaceae. The record is from RefSeq and is a predicted model, not a curated record. The transcript has 2 exons. The coding region runs from base 1 to 237 and encodes 78 amino acids.
AUGCCGCAAUACGCACUCGUUUACAAAAUAUUUCUUACUGGCCUUGAGUCUGUCCCGCUGGUAAGGAAGACGCAGGCACAGUUUGAGAAGGAUGCUCAGUCCAUUAUCGAUUCACAAAAAUCUUUCAUCUUGUUUUCACAAGAGGCCCUUGUUAUGGAUGUCAAAAAGGGCGUAAGGUUCAGCCGCAAUCGUCAGCUAGUCUUUAAAGACUUGCCUGGCUCAUCUCAUCUUGAUUAA